UGUACCUGCUACUAAGUCGUCUUUUGCCGAACACAUUUCACAGCCAGACUUAAGAAUGAAACAGGAACACGAGGAGCUCAUUUUGAAAGCAUGUGAAGCAGAGUCUCUUCAGAUUGGAGAGAAGAUUCAGACUUUGUGGAGCGGUUAUGGCGAAAUAAUAAGAGUCCACUUGCAGGGAUGUGAUCGGCCCUCUGUUGUGGUCAAACAUGUAAAGUUUCCCCAAAACUUGAAACAUCCAAGAGGUUGGAACUCAGACAUAUCUCACCAGCGCAAAGUGCGAUCCUAUCAAGUAGAAAGUCAUUGGUACCAAAGCUACACUACCAACGAACACUGUCGAGUUCCCAUCUGUCUGGCUUCCCAGUCAUUUGGUGAUGAGCAGUUGAUUGUUCUGGAAGACCUUAAUGUGGCAGGAUUCCCAGAAAGAAAAAACUGUAUAAAUGAUGCUGAAAUGAAAGCAUGCCUCAGCUGGAUUGCCAACUUUCAUGGCCUCUUUCUUGGUGUAUCCCCAGAAGGUCUGUGGUCUGUAGGAACGUAUUGGCAUUUAGCAACAAGACCUGAAGAGUUGGAAGCCAUGUCAGAUCAAAAACUCAAAGCAGCCGCUGCAGAGAUAGACAACCUCCUCAACAACUGUCGUUUUACUACAAUUCUGCAUGGCGAUGCAAAAAUAGCAAAUUUCUGCUUCUCCAAGGAUGGUCUGCAGAUUGCAGCUGUAGAUUUUCAGUAUGUCGGUGGAGGUUGUGGAAUGAAGGAUGUUAUUUAUUUUUUAGGCAGCUGUAUGAAUGAGAGAGAUUGUGAAAGGAAAGUGCCAGGACUUUUAGAUCACUAUUUUUCAGAGUUGCGGAUAUCUGUGGGCAAGAAGGCCAACUUUCCAGAGCUGGAGAAAGAAUGGAGAAGUAUGUUUGCUUUUGCUUGGACAGACUUUCAUCGCUUUCUACUUGGGUGGAUGCCAGGGCAUCACAAGGUUAAUAAGUAUAGCAAAAGUCUUGUACAAGAGGUAUUAAAUAAACUGAAACAAUCUUAAUUCAUGUAAAAUGUAGAUGUUUAAUGUCUUGUGUUUUAUACUGCAAUUAAACGAGUAUAAGGAUUAUAUGCAUUAAUGCUGUAUUGCAAAAUGUAUGAAACUGGUUAUAUUGUGUAUGUAAUCUAAUGUGCUUGUGAGAUUAAAAAUAUAUUU
This is a messenger RNA of Triplophysa dalaica, 1174 nucleotides long. RefSeq names its product protein kinase-like domain containing (gene pkdc). NCBI's taxonomy places the organism in Eukaryota, Metazoa, Chordata, Actinopteri, Cypriniformes, Nemacheilidae. The record is from RefSeq and is a predicted model, not a curated record. The transcript has 2 exons. The coding region runs from base 56 to 1021 and encodes 321 amino acids.